Eruca vesicaria subsp. sativa (arugula) is the source of this 672-nucleotide messenger RNA. NCBI's taxonomy places the organism in Eukaryota, Viridiplantae, Streptophyta, Magnoliopsida, Brassicales, Brassicaceae. The record is from the annotation of a GenBank genome assembly.
AUGCCGAAGAAAAUGGGUGUGAACAGCAAGUCCGAGGCCGCCAAAUCCCGCAAGAACGCAGCCGAGGCAGAGCAGAAAGAUCGCCAGAGUCGAGAGAAGGAGGAACAAUACUGGCGCGAAGCGGAAGGUCCAAAAUCCAAGGCGGCAAAGAAACGUGAGGAAGAAGCUGAGAAGAAGGCAGAGUCCGCCUCCAAGAAAGCGGAGGCGAAGCGUCUGGCGGAGCAGGAAGAGAAGGAGCUUGAGAAGUGUCUGAAAGUCAACCGCGUUUCUUCACCGGUUCCAAAGGUGACGGAGGCGGAGCUAGUACGGAGGCGAGAGGAGGAGCAGGCGGCGUUGGCGAAGAAAUCGGAAGAGGCUAAGAAGAAGCAGAGACGUAUGGCGGAGGAAGAGGAGUACGAGAAGAUGGUGUUGGUGUCUAAUACGAACCGUGAUGAUUCACUCAUUGAGGCACGUACUGUUGACGAGGCGCUUGCCAAGAUGACCGUUGCUGAUAAACUUCCUGUUGAUCGUCACCCUGAGAAAAGGCUCAAGGCUUCCUUCAAGGCCUAUGAAGAAGCUGAAAUGGCGAGGGUGAAGGAGGAGAAGCCAGGUCUUACGCACACUCAGUACAAGGACUUGAUUUCGAAGAUGUGGAAGAAGUCUCCUGAUAACCCUCUUAACCAGGUUUACUAA